Molecule: messenger RNA, 2527 nt
Organism: Pyricularia grisea
Lineage: Eukaryota; Fungi; Ascomycota; Sordariomycetes; Magnaporthales; Pyriculariaceae
Exons: 2
Coding region: 580-2250 (556 amino acids)
Biological process (GO): positive regulation of transcription by RNA polymerase II
Molecular function (GO): DNA-binding transcription factor activity, RNA polymerase II-specific
Source: RefSeq, a predicted model, not a curated record
GCCGGCUCAUACUGUGUACACCUGGAGGGAUGCUACAGCUACUGUAAAUUGUGCCGCCAAUCUCACAGCUCCGGGUGGGGCCCAAGCCUUCGCCGGCCCCCAGACUCCAGCUUCUGCCUCAGGCAACCAAGAGGACACCUUUCCAUUAAAGGUGCUUGUGAUCCGCCUCAUCAGCUCGACAUCCGGAACCCCAACUCUCUGGUCAGAACAGCGUGUCCUUUCUUUCCAUUUAGACACUAGGCAGCAGUCACUUCACAGUCAUAGUGUCACUCUUUCCAUUGCCAUUAUUCUUUUAACGCUUUGUUGCAUAAAUCUUUCGUCUCCAUUUUCCCCACCAAGAAACAAAGUGACUCACAUAUACACUUUAGUUGACGUCGCAUACCUGAACAUGCUUCGUCAUUAGUCCACUAUUAAACAAAGAGGCAUAUGCAGUGCAGCAAUUUUUAAUAAGUAUCGCGAAUUCCACCGUUUCUUUCCGAUACAGGUCCCGAGAACAAAGGCAGGCACAUCUCGAACCACGCACAACGCAACUACCAAUAAAGCCUCGAAUAAAAAGUCCUCCAGCCCCAGCUGUCCACGAUGAACACUUGGAGCGCAACCCCAGAACUCAAGAUGGAAGCAUCGCCGGCCGAGUCCUUCUUGUCGACUCCCGGCGACAUGUACCCAUCACUAUUCGGUGACGCCAAAAGCUUCUCACUUAACCCUUCGGAUUUGGCAAGUCCACCGGUGUCUCAAGAAGACCCGGUCGAACUCGAUGCCCUCAAGACAGAAUCAGCCGCUCUUCGUGCCGCCGAACCAACGCCAGCACCAGAGGAGGCCUCUUCGCCGGCUCCGGGGUCAGAAAAGAAGACCAAAAAGCGAAAGUCCUGGGGUCAAGUUCUUCCUGAGCCAAAAACCAACCUACCACCAAGGAAACGUGCCAAGACAGAAGAUGAGAAGGAGCAGCGUCGUGUCGAGCGGGUUCUCCGCAACCGACGUGCUGCUCAGUCCUCUAGGGAACGUAAACGCCAGGAAGUAGAGGCUCUCGAGCAACGCAACGCCGCCCUCGAGCAGCAACUACUUCACUUUCAGAAGCUCACUCAAACCAUGUACCAAGAGCUUCAGUUGAGGCGUCGUGAGGCUGGUGUUGUCACACCAAGUGAAAAGCCUGAUGGCCUCACCUUGACACCGGAGUUGUUCCGGUCUCAAGAUGCCAUCGCCUCUUCGGCCACGUCCGUCUCGGCCACAUUGGCAGACCCUGCCAACUCCCUCGAGGAUAUUUUUGGAUCCACUAACGUCCCAACUACCGUCAACCCUGCUUCGAUUCGCUCAAGCCCUGCUCCCGAACAGCAGACCGAGACCGUUGCAUCUGGCGAGGAAGCGAAGACCUCGGCUGACCUGACACAACAUCCUGCCGAGAUGUUGUGCACCGACCUGCAGUGUCAGUCAGCCAAGGUCCCGCAAUCCUUCAACCGGAUGCCGGCUUCGAUGAUGCGUUCCGUUCAGUGGCAGCUCUCGCUGAUGGCGGCGUGCUCGGCGACGCUUCUCUCGAUGUUUCAGCGGCCGCUAUUUCAGAUAGCCAUGUCCUUGAAAGUGGGGUAUUCGAUACCCCCAGCCCCGAAGAUUCUGGAGACUAUUAUCUGGCUAGUGACUCAGCCUUCUCCCAACCGACGGGCACGUUCGACUUCGACAUCAACGAGUACCUCAACAACAACGAAUGGCUCGAGGGCGCAACCGCGCACCCCGCAGCCGACAGCCAACAGUUUGCCGAUGGCGUCUCGACCGGUAUCGAGUCUGCCCACGGCCUCCAGGACCCUACGACUUCGUCUUCUCCGGAAGAUCCUAACCUGCAGCCCCAGCUUGGCGCGUCCUCUAUCGGAUGCGACGCUGGCGGCAUUGCGGUUGGUGCAAUCUGAGGAGCAACGCCUUGUCGAUGGGGUCAAUGGAGGUCGCGUGGACGGUCACGAUGUCGCCCGAACGUCACCGACGGACUCGAGUAUGUCGCCCGUGGGACUCGGAGGAGAGGAGGCCGGCUUAUGGAAAAAUGUCUCGCCACCAUCCAAAUGGGUUCUGUUGACGUUACUCUGGGCCAUUCGAGUUGAGGAGAGAGCGAUGAAUGCCCGCGUUGACGCCAAGAAGACCUCUACCAAGAGGCCUCAUCGCAGCGUUGUGGAUCAGAUGUCCUCAUCGAAGCAAACUCGAUCUGGACUUAACCACCGCAAGAGAUAUAGAGAGGAGAGUGAGGCUGGCAACGAACAAGGUAGUUUAUAGUGGCGAUGGGUUGAACCACAGUACACCCUCCCACUUAGCCCUCCUUGCCGCGCUGGUCAAACCCAUUCCUCUGUUCAUUUGUCUUAUGAUUUUGACGGGGAAAGAUGUCUUUGGGAUAUGGACGGCGGGAACCGGGGUUGCAUGGCGUCUUGGGGGUUUGUUUCAAUCGUAUGGCUUAGCUAUUUCAUACUCUUUUGUUGGGGAAGAAGUAGAUGGUCAUGUACUACCAUAAAACAUUAGCAAACUUGUUGAAAAUGCCAACUUAGUUGCCUUCUUA